This is a messenger RNA of Ruditapes philippinarum (Manila clam), 2685 nucleotides long. RefSeq lists its product as uncharacterized. Bases 1 to 1884 code for a protein of 627 amino acids. NCBI's taxonomy places the organism in Eukaryota, Metazoa, Mollusca, Bivalvia, Venerida, Veneridae. The record is from RefSeq and is a predicted model, not a curated record. The transcript has 6 exons.
AUGGAGGAGGAAUUAGAAGAUCUUGAAUCCCUUUACUCGGAUCAUUUUGGAAGGACUCCUAACAACUCUCAAACCACAGAAUUUUCGAGAGAUAAUACCGACUCAGAAUAUUCUGAUGAAGGAGAAUGCGCUGAAGAUUGCGAGAAUGACGAGGCCGAACUCGUAGCUACAAGAGCAAGAGACUUCACCACCGCGAAUAGUCAGUCUGAUCAUGAUGGAACGGAUAGUAAUAGUAGUGAGGAGGACAUUUGUGAAACAUCUGAUGAUACACAGACAGUAAGACAAUUUAUUAUAAAAGGUUGUGGUUGUCGUCUUAAUUGUCAUACAAAGUUUAAAUUUGACGACAUACUGAGUCAUAUUCUUUCUAUCAGGGAAAUGACAAAGGAGGAGAAAGAACUGUGUAUCAUGUCGUUAGUGGCUGAGGGAAACGACGAGAAAACUAAACGUGGCAAAAAAAGGCAGCGUUCUAGGAAGACAUUUCGGGUGUCAGGAAAAACGGUGUGCAAAGGAACAUUCAUGUUAUGUUAUGACAUUACGAAAUAUGCAUUAGGAGCCAUUGUUAAACAUGUCAGUCAUCACGGCGUUACUCCAAGACAGCAUGGCAACGCAGGUAAAAAACCAAAGCAUGCUAUUACGUAUGAUGAUGUCAUACGCGUUGUUUAUUUCAUCCGAAAUUAUGCAGAAGAAAGAGGUCUCCCUCAACCUGCAGCCCCUCGUUGCCUGGACAACAUCCCACCAGUGUAUCUGACGUCUGACACAACCAAAAAAGACAUGCAUCAGCUGUACAAACAGUCUUGUUCAGAUCCCCGUGUACGCGCUUUAGAGCUCACGUCAUUCAAAGGCAUCUGGCGGACAUGUUUACCGCAUAUACGUAUAGCUAGCCCAAAAGAUGAUGUAUGUGCCACUUGUGAGAAGCUGCGCAGACAAAUAUCAGGUACAGUGACUGAGGAUGUGACACUAGAAACAACGACGGCACUGCGGGACCACGUACUUCUUGCACAAAAGGAACGUGAUCUGUAUAAUGAGUGCAUACGGCGUAGUGUUGACACACGUGACUCGGAGGAAAAGUUUGUCCAUCUUACAUUUGACUUUAGUCAGAACGUCAGUUUGCCUCAUUUUUCUCGCCAGAUGGGUCCAUUAUACUUUCUAACCCUACGUAAAAUACAAAUAUUCGGAGUAAGACUGGAUGGCAUCCCUCACCAACUCAACUUCCUGAUUGACGAAGAUCAAACCAUAGGUCCAGAUGGUAAAGGGACACACGGACCUGACGCUGUGCUGUCGAUGGUAGACUGGGCAUUGCAGAAUCACGCUAAUCAGACUCCUGCCUUGUCGAUACACUCGGAUAAUUGCCCUGGGCAAAAUAAAAACCGUUACACUAUUGGAUAUUUUAUGUGGCGCGUUAUGACAGGACAGAAUGAAAAGAUCGAGUAUCAUAUGCAAGUACCAGGACAUGCGAGGUGUUUAGUUGAUGCGGGAUUUGCACAUCUAAAAAUUAAAUUCCGGAGGCAUGAUGUAGAAACUCUUCAACAGCUGGCCGAUGUAACAGAGAAAUCAUCUACAACCAACAGUGCUGUAUGUUACCCUCAGUGGUCAUGGCGGCAAUGGAAACCCUUUCUAGAGAGAUUUUUCAAACCAAUUAUUGGUAUAAGAAAAUUCCAGCAUUUCCGGUUCCAGUCGGACACACCGGGAGUGGUAAUGGCGAGAAAAACACCUGAAGGCGAGGAACAUUUGAUCCAAGUCUUGAAAGAACCCGGAUUCCGGUUCAGUUCAUGUGCCCGUCCAAGGGUUAUUACGCCCGGGGGAAUGACAUCAGAGCGUAAGAGAUAUUUGUCGCGAAGUGUGCGAGCGUUUGUCAGUCAAGACAGUCAGUCAUAUUAUCAGUGAUUAAGGGGCACUGUUAUAACUGCCAAGUGCUGACUUAAGUAUCCACAGAACUUUUGUUUGUAGUUUAAAACUAUCACCAUUGUUUCUAUGUUCAUAAUACGAUAUUAUUUAAUAUUUUACAAUUUUCUACAUUUUUCUGUUGUAAAGAAAAAAUGGAGCUUUUUAUUUAACUGUCUAUAGUUUUGCCAUAGCCGCAAAAAUAAAUAAUGUUCAAAAUACGUAGACAUAUACGCUAUUGUUUGUUUAUUUAUUUCUUUGUACAUUUUGUAUUUGGUAUAUGCCUAACAAGGUGCCCGCUGACGGCAACGGAUUAAACCUAUGCGAUCAGUGCAUAUAAAAACCCAACAACGCCUUCUGUUCGUGGUCUGCAAUAUUUGUUUUUCAGGCAGUAUAUAUUUUGAAAAAAUCCCGUAAGGAUGUUGAAAUGUUUUGUCCAAAUUGAAGGAAUAUAACGUGGCAAUGGUUUACGCCGUGUAUGACACGCUUAUGCGUGUUCUUAUAACGUUGCUAAGCAACACUAAAAUCGCAAUUAGCGAGAGGUCUAAUGUUUACAUAACUUAAUUACUUACUUCUUUUUAAAGUUUAAACAUAAUUAUUGGGUGGAUUUAAGAUUAACGUAAUUGCCGCAUUAAAAGUCUACAAGUAAUAACGUUAAACGUCAAUUUAAUUUUUCGACGUCAUUUGAUAACAAAGUGUUCAAAUAUAUGACGUUCUUUAAAUCGGCAUAUCUCGAUAAUUAAUCUUUUGAUCUUAAAACGGUUUUCACUCUCUUAUGCAGAAAAAAAAUAUCUACAAUAAUUA